Microcebus murinus (gray mouse lemur) is the source of this 787-nucleotide messenger RNA. Its product is annotated as suppressor of cytokine signaling 2-like. NCBI's taxonomy places the organism in Eukaryota, Metazoa, Chordata, Mammalia, Primates, Cheirogaleidae. Gene Ontology annotation, cellular component: phosphatidylinositol 3-kinase complex. The record is from RefSeq and is a predicted model, not a curated record. Gene Ontology annotation, molecular function: 1-phosphatidylinositol-3-kinase regulator activity. Gene Ontology annotation, biological process: intracellular signal transduction; phosphatidylinositol phosphate biosynthetic process.
GACUUUGCUAUCCAUCUGCCAGGACCUGGGGAGAAAGAACCGGCAGCUCUCUAUCCCUUCCCCCUCUGCCAGCAUUUCGGGCACCCAGCAGGGACUCAUUUUGGGGUUCCCACUGACUUCCAGGAAGGAUGGGAGUCCUUCUCUGACCCCAGCUCGGGCCGCCACCUGUCUUUGCCUCAGUGACCCUUCUUCCAUAAUCCUGCGGUGCCUUGAGUCCUCCAGGAAUGGCGCAGAAGGGACGCGGAGCCAGUCGGGGACCACGGGGUCAGCAGAGGAGCCCUCCCUGGAGGUGGCGCGUCAGGCGAAGGCCCUGCGGGAGCUUGGUCAAACAGGAUGGUACUGGGGAAGUAUGACUGUUAAUGAAGCCAAAGUGAAAUUAACAGAGACACCAGAAGGAACUUUCUUGAUUAGAGAAAGCUCGCACUCAGACUACCUACUGAUAUCUGUUAAAACAUCAGCCGCAUCAACUAAUGUGCGAAUUGAAUACCAAGAUGGCAAAUUCAGAUGGGAAUCUAUCAUAUGUGUCAAAUCCAAGCUUAAACAAUUUGACAGUGUGAUUCAUCUGAUCGACUACUGUGUUCAGAUGUGCAAGGAUAAGUGGACAGGGCCAGAAGCCCCCUGGAAUGGCACUGUUCACCUUUACCUGACCAAACUGCUCUACACGUCAGCACCACCUCUGCAGCAUCUCUGUAGACUCACCAUUAACAAAUGUACCGGCACCAUCUGGGGAUUGCCUUUACUAACAAGACUAAAAGAUGACUUGGAAGAAUAUAAAUUCCAGGUAUAA